AUGUCUACUCGUGAAACAUAUGAUACUUAUUUGGAGGAAAUGAUGGCCAAAACGCUAGGAAUUACGGUGACACGAGAAUCAUGGAAAAGAAUGUCCCCAUUUGAACGGUAUCAAACGGUGGCAGAUAGCAUGCCUGAGCAAGAGGUCCAACGACUUUUGGCUAACGUCAGUGGACGAUAUUUUUCAAUUCCGAUGGGAGUAGACGUUGGUAAACCGGAGACCAUCGUCCGAAAGAGAUCCCAUAAAUGUGACGACCAUUUCCCCGAUGCUAACAGGGGUACUGUUCUCCAGAUAAUCUUUAGCUUAAGAGUUCAACUCAUUUCUUGA
This is a messenger RNA of Hyphopichia burtonii NRRL Y-1933, 327 nucleotides long. RefSeq lists its product as uncharacterized. The transcript has a single exon. The record is from RefSeq and is a predicted model, not a curated record. Bases 1 to 327 code for a protein of 108 amino acids. Lineage: Eukaryota; Fungi; Ascomycota; Pichiomycetes; Serinales; Debaryomycetaceae.